GCUUGCUGGGGCGGGGCCAUCUCUUCAUGCGGCAGAAUGGGUUCCAAGUGCCGUUCGACCUGUUCCAGGUGACGGCAUGGAUCUUCUUCCCGAUCCUUGUAGGGGGGUUCUAUGCGUUCUGCGUACCCUUCCUCCCCCGCACCGCGGCUGUCGCGACGGGCAUUGUCUACGGCAUCAACGGGGCCGUGAUCGUUGGUCUGGCGGCAAUCACGACGUCGAUCAAUCCCGCAGACCGCAACGUGAUGCACCAAGGAGACACGGCGCAAGUCACCCCCGACCACCUCUACUGCAACGUGUGCACGACCUACGUGGACAAGAAGUCACGGCAUUGCCGCAUCUGCGAGAAAUGUGUGGCGACGUUCGACCACCACUGCAAAUGGCUCAACAACUGCAUCGGCGAACACAACUACCGCUACUUCUUCAGUCUUAUCGUCGCCAUAUUCACCUUCACGACCCUGCAACUCGUGCUCGCGUUGUACCUGUUCGUCCAAUGCUUCACAUCCCCGUCCACCAUUCGACUCUACGCCGCUUCCACGUAUGGAUGCUCUGGGAACAAUACGACUGUCAAGAACGAUGGACUGUGCGUCAGCGAUGCGUUUCCUCUGGUCGCGAUUAAAGUCAUGUUGGCAAUCUACCUCUCCAUCCUCGUGCCUUCGUUCUAUCCCAUCGGGCAACUCGUGUACUUCCACAUCAAACUCUAUUUUCUCGACACCACCACCUACGACUACAUCAUCCACCAACGUCGCCGCCAAUUGCACCCCGAGGAAACGGGAGAUGAUCUCAUCGCGGGUUGCCAUGGUUGCCGCACUGCGCCGACGCAACCUGCUCCAAUUCCCGCCCCUGUCGCCCCCAAGUCGACGUCGACGCCGAUGCUGACAGGGUUUGGUCGCCCGUCUUCUGCGCAUGUGCAAGAUACGUCCUCGCAUGAAACCAAGAGCCCCGUGAGUCCGUCGCAACGGGAAAACAUGACUUACGAACCGAUCGAGACACCCAACGGCCACACCAAGAAGAAGUCACAGCAGCAGCAGGCGUUCUUUGUAUAAUAUAGAUAUCUAUACUCAUUCAACCGUGUGGGAUUGCGACAACGACAAGCGGCCAGCAUUGUCGUCGGAGGCGAGCACUACAUGCACAGCCGACACCACGCCAGACACUUGGGGCUUGAAUUGCGCUUGGUGGUUCGACUCGGGAUGGUCGGCUUGCACAGAGUAUACCGGCGCCACAGCCGUCCAAGUCCCCAUGUUGUACUCGUGCUCGCCCAACGUCGCGCUGCUGUGGGGACCCACCGCGACGGUCUGUCGGAUCAGCUCAUUGCCAUCCGCGACCUGGCCGUCGCUUCCGAAGAGUCCUGUCACGUGGAUGGUGUGACCCGAGUCAUUGCGCACCACGACUUGCUUGGCAUACGAAGGAGGGCCGACCAUGUUGGUGUUCUUCACGUUGGCG
Messenger RNA from Aphanomyces astaci, 1440 nucleotides. RefSeq lists its product as hypothetical. Gene Ontology annotation, biological process: protein targeting to membrane; peptidyl-L-cysteine S-palmitoylation. The transcript is spliced from 7 exons. Gene Ontology annotation, cellular component: endoplasmic reticulum; Golgi apparatus. Lineage: Eukaryota; Oomycota; Saprolegniomycetes; Saprolegniales; Verrucalvaceae. Gene Ontology annotation, molecular function: protein-cysteine S-palmitoyltransferase activity. The record is from RefSeq and is a predicted model, not a curated record. The coding region runs from base 27 to 1043 and encodes 338 amino acids.